UACUGCUUCCUAUGCUCAGCACAGUAUCCCCUCCCAUGCUGAAUGCUUAAGUGAGGAGUAUUACAUUUUGUGUAACAUGAUUGCUAUUGCUUUGGGAGCUUUAGGUCUGAGAUUUUCACAAUUCGUAUAUUGAGGGGCGUGGAGGAAAGAAGUACCAGGGGUCAGCAUAUACUGCAUUCUAUGCACGGAAAGCACCCUUCUAUGGUUCAUGAAGAAACUUUCUUCAUUUCUUAUUGUUGGACGCAAGAUAUGUUUGGAAAGAAAUGGGAUCAAGCAGGAAGCCGAAACAAAUUAAUGGCUGAAGACCCCUUGACUGCACCAGCCCUUUUAGGUUUUCAGUUUCCAGAUAAAUCACUUGGCUACCAGCAGUUGAGAAGCCAGCAGAAGUGUUUUGCCCUGGCUGUGGAUGAUGAGGAUGGUGAAAAUAUGAAUCCUACAACGAAGGCGUGUAAGUUGCUCUUUCUGGGCACCACAGGUUCAAGCAGCACUGACGUAAAAGAGAACCGUAAUCUGGAGAACAUCUCUCUUAAGGAAAGCAGUCAAGCUCCUGGUGAGGCACAGCUUUCAAAUGGCAGCAAUUCCUCCAUUAACAGAAAACGGCCACUGGAAGAGGGAAAUAACGGUCACUCACAUCCUAAGUUUCGUGCCAAGAAGAGGAAGAAAACACCAGGUCCCAUUCUACCAAAGAAUGCACUAAUGCAAUUAAAUGAGAUUAAACCUGGCCUCCAAUACAAGUUGUUAUCUCAGUCUGGCCCAGUCCAUGCUCCUGUUUUUAUCAUGGCUGUGGAAGUCAAUGGACAAAACUUUGAAGGAUCUGGGCCCACUAAGAAAAAAGCCAAGUUGCAUGUAGCUGAAAAAGCCCUGAGGUCGUUUGUUCAGUUUCCAAAUGCCUCUGAGGCUCACCUGGCUAUGGGUCGAAUGCUGAAUGUUAAUACGGACUUUACGUCAGAUCAUUCUGACUUCCCAGAUACUCUUUUUAAUGGAUUUGAAACCCCAGUACAAGGAGAUGAUCCUUAUCUCUUGGGGUCCAAUGGAGAUGGCUCUUUCAGUUCAGGUGACUAUAACUCUUUUGGUCUCUCGUGUGGUGUUGGAGGAAGUAGUGUAGGUCAGUCAGCGCUCACUGCUCCAUCUCCUUUUGCCAUGACCAGUGGCAAGAACCCAGUUAUGAUCCUGAAUGAACUGCGCCCAGGACUCAAGUAUGAGUUUGUUUCUGAAAGUGGAGAGAGCCAUGCGAAAAAUUUCAUCAUGGCUGUAACUGUAGAUGGGCAGACAUUUGAAGGGUCAGGGAGGAACAAGAAGUUGGCAAAGGCUCGUGCGGCUCAAGCAACUCUUCAGACUUUGUUUAACAUGCAACUGGACUCGACACCAUCGCGGCAACCUAUUCCUAGUGAAGGUCUUCAGCUUCACCUGCCUCAGGUACUGGCAGAUGCAGUGGCUCGAUUAGUGGUGGAUAAAUUCAGUGAACUGACUGACAACUUCACCUCCCCUCAUGCACGGAGGAAAGUUCUUGCCGGUGUUGUCAUGACAACAGGAUCUGAUGUCAAAGAUGCCCAGGUUAUAUGUGUCGCCACAGGAACUAAAUGCAUCAAUGGCGAGUAUAUGAGUGACCGAGGCUUGGCUCUGAAUGAUUGUCAUGCUGAAAUUGUUGCACGCAGAUCCCUGAUCCGGUUUCUCUAUUUCCAAAUGGAGUACCAUUUAAGUAACAAGACAGAAGACCACCACAAAUCCAUUUUUGUUAAGCGUGAAGGAGGAGGCUUCAAACUUAAGGAAAAUGUGCAGUUUCACCUCUAUAUCAGUACAUCACCAUGUGGCGAUGCCCGUAUCUUCUCACCACAUGAAGCAGCAGUGGAGGAUCAGGGAGACAAGCACCCAAAUCGGAAAGCACGAGGCCAGCUAAGGACAAAAAUUGAAUCUGGCGAAGGGACGAUUCCAGUUAGAUCCAGCAACACUAUUCAGACAUGGGAUGGAGUGUUACAAGGAGAACGAUUGCUCACAAUGUCAUGUAGUGAUAAAAUAGCAAGAUGGAAUGUGCUUGGGGUUCAGGGAGCUUUAUUGAGCCAUUUUGUGGAGCCUAUCUACUUUGCCAGCAUUAUCCUGGGUAGUUUGUACCAUGCUGAUCACUUGUCUCGUGCAGUCUACCAGCGAAUCAGCGAAAUUGAAGACCUCCCAAGCAUAUAUACCCUCAACAGGCCUCUACUUAGUGGUAUUAGUAACACUGAAUCACGCCAACCAGGCAAGGCACCAAAUUUCAGUGUCAAUUGGGUCGUGGAUGACUCGGGCCUGGAAGUCAUUAAUGCCAUGACAGGAAAAGAUGACAUGGGGCGUCCUUCUCGAUUAUGUAAAUACGUUCUGCACAGUCGUUGGCUACGUCUGCAUGGAAAGUUGCCAUUCUUGCAUCGAUCCAAGCAAGAGAAGUUCAGUUCAUACUAUGAAGCAAAGCAGGCUGCCAUCGAGUAUCAAGCUGCCAAGGAGUCCUUGAUCAAAGAGUUCCAGAGGAGUGGAUUAGGCAUGUGGGUGAAAAAGCCCAUUGAACAGGAUCAAUUCGCUCUGUCUGGCUGAGCCCAUGUUGGGAUUUUUAAGGAUGCAAAGCUGCUGGAAUUCCAUGUGUCAGAUGUAUUUAUUAACUUGUAACUUUAAACUAAUUUUUUUUAAUUUCCUUUUUUAAAACAAAGGUGCGUCCCUUUUCUUGGCUAUCAGCUAGAUUUUUAAAAUAGCACAAAAAGCAAUGUACACAAUACUUGUUUUAAUUGGCCUCUAAACUAGCAGAUAAAGUCAGUAAUUGAAGCUCUAAUUGAAAUGUGCAGCAUUGAGCACAUUUAUGAGCAUGCCCAAGGCUAGGCUGGUUUAAAACAUGGUACAAGUUUCUGAAAGGACAAUGUUGAGUUCUGUUUCUGAAAAUAAUAUAUACAGGAAAUAACCUGUAUUGUCAUCAUUAGUUUCAACCUUUAGAACUGGUCUUUAUAGUUUUGCAAUUUAGCACUCCUGACACAGAACUACUUGUGAAGGGGGGAGCAUGUGUUUUGAAUUGAGGUGCAAAGGUCAGUGUGCCAUAUUCACAGUCCAUGCAAUUUUCUAAUGGACAGAAAAUCAAUUGGGCUACAAUUUGGGGAACACUGACUUGUGCACUCAGUACCCACGAUCCUGCUCCUGUUUUAUGAAGCACUACAGCAGGAGCACUAAAUCAUACAGUUUCUCCCUAUACAUGUUCUCGGCGUAAACAUCAUCAUGAUAAUGAGCAAAACUCUUGAGAACUUGGACUUAGGGUAGUGUGGGAGCUCCUGUAAAGAUACAGAAAGGGCAAACUGUCUACUGGUUGUUUUUAGAUAAUGGGGAUGUGAUGUACAAUCCCCCUAAGUUAGCAGAACCAUCACAGGCAAGUGUAGUACUUUGAUUCAGCACGUUUGGGGGGGUGGGUCUCUAUUUUUGACUGUUGUGAUGUCUAUUUGCAAGUCAAUUCCAAUGUAGCAUUCAAACUGAAGUGUUUUCUUUAAGGACAGGUCAUAAUUUAACUUGGCAGACUACAGUGAUUUCAAUGAUUCUUGUUGGUAUAGAUGCAUCUCUUGCAAAGUGAUACAGUUUAUUCAACUGAUUCUGACAAGCCCUCAACUGUAAAUUGGCCAGGUAGAUUCAGCACUGUUGUGUGACAGUUCUUUCACAAGGAGUUGGAGCAGCUAACCAAGAGUUCAGUUUAACAAAUCAAAGUCCAAAAAAAUGUAUUUUUUAAAAACGUAAUGAAGUGUUGAAGUGCAUUUUGGUAAAUUUUAAAUUACAGCCUAGCCUAGCCAUAAAAGGGAUGCUCUCUGUCUUACGUGUGUGCCUGCUGCUUUUUCCUUGUUCUUUCUUAAUGCACGACUGUUGGCGUGUUUAUUUCUUUGUUGUGUAAACUGGAAUAGCAUAUGCUUUGAUGCAAAUGUUCCUUGCGUUAAACCUUUGCAACUGAAUGAAGGCAUCUGCGAGUGUAAAGGGUCACAGUACAAUAAUCAGUCGUAAUUCAUUAAAGGUUUGCGUCAUGUGUCACAGAAAUAAAAGGGGGAUGCAAGUUAACCAAGAUUCUAACACUUGAAAACUAGUCGAAUUACAAGUGGAACAAUUCUAGUUACAUGAUUUCAUUUUGGGGCUGGCAGAGUCUCUUGUACAAGAUCCUUAACCUUGGUGUUGAAAGGUCAAAGUGUGUUGCUGCCAAGCUACAACCAUUACACUGUGUAACUGCCUUGGAACUAAACCAAUCAAGAGGUUUUGGUGGUAGCAUAAACUGAAUGCCUUGAGCACAUAAUAUAGAUCUUAUCUUUUGGCACUUUUGCUUAACAGAUCAGAUCCAGGAGAUUGAGAUUCAAAUGACCUCCAUGUUUGUGCUGUGGUCUGGCACCACUUCUGUGGCUGGAUGCCAGUUUCCAAGCAGGAGACCUAUUGUUCUGCACAUCUGCAAGUGCGUUAACAUCAGUGGUUAGAAAGCUUUAGCUUUUCCUUAAAACUGAUAGAAUAAUAAUUGUAGCCAGUACUUAAAUUUGGGGAGGAAUUCUGUUGUUAUUUCAUGUCAGUCAGUGGAUUAUGAUACUAGCUUCAGAACCUGUGCAGAUUAGCAUGCUGACUUGUGAAGCUGGCUCUCAGUGUUAAGUGACCAGAAGGGGAGAUACUUAAUUCAGCAUCAGAUUACAAGACCCAAGACAAUGUAGAUUUGCAGUCCUAUGAGAACUCUUGAGCUUGGGCCCUUUAUUUAUGAGUGGAGUCAGUGCAGGUGGAUGGCGUAAAAACCUAAAAUGCUGGAAAGACUCAGCAGGCCCGGCAGCAUCUAUGGAGGGAGAAACAGAGUUAAUGUUUCAAGUCUUUUUCAGAGCCCACUUCUGACAGUACUCACUCAGGAUCAGUGUACCCUUUAACCUCACUUGUUGUUUGUUACAUGAUCUAUUAUAUAUACUCUGUUUGGUUUUUGUUUUCACCAAUCUGAGUCUUUGCUUAACUGAAAGCACAGCUGCUGUUAAUGCUGUCAUUAUGGUCAUUUUGAAGUGAGCGGAAUCAAGUCCGUUGUCAGUCUGGCAUAACCAAGUGUAAGUCAUUCAACAUAUUUAUGGUCAGAUAUUCCAAAACCAUUUUAUGAGAUACAGAAUUAUUCAUUGUCAUGUCUAUUUAUAAAAUAUACAUGCACAUAAAUGCUGUAUUAGUUAUUGCCUUAUGCAACCCUACUUCUGGUAGUGCAUCAGUCAGCAGUGUCAAUCUUGCUGGAACCAACAAUUUAGCAGUAUCUAGUCAGCUUUUUGUUGCUUCUUAAUACUUGUAUUAUUAAAAUGAUGAGGGUUGCAUUUUAAAUGAAUGAGUUAUGUGCUUGAGGUUCAUCUGUAUUGUGUACCUUUUUGCAUAGCUAACUGUUUGUAGUGUUUUAUUAUCAUUAGAAUUUGUGUCCUGGAUCCCAGAAAAUUGACAGGUUGUGCCUAACUGCUUAAAAGGGCAUGGUGAGCAAACCUAAUGCUCCAUGUGACUCUUGUUAUCUGAGCAUGACAAAGGCAGUAUUGGUAACCAUGCAGCAAGAUAUUGCAUGGUGGGUCCCCACCCCCUUGUCCUUUUGUCUGUACUGCUUUUCAACUUUGCCCACUAUUCUUCAGUUGAGCUCAGGCAAAACUAUUAAGUAAAGGGGAAUGUGGUGCAAGCUAGCUUUGGACACAUGCGUUUUUAGUGGUAAUGCUUUCAGGUGUACAGGAUUCAGUAUGGACCCUGAAAAUUGUUUAAUUAUUAAUACUGUUAGCAGUUUAGAUCUUGGGUGGAGGUCUGAGAUGGGGUCCUACACCUUAUUAGGAUUUGAGCUUAACAUGCAUAAUUUCCUAAGCAGCCCUAUAGUCAGGUGACAAAUCUGAUUCUUUCAGAAUACUUAAAUAGGUUGGUCUUGACCUCCAAGGGAGGUCCGUCUUCACUCUCCAACUAGCUGGACCACAAAACAGCAAAUUUGGAGAAGCUGGGACCCUGUCUGCGAUCUUUGAAUACUGUUUGCUCUGGGUCAGUAACCAAUAAACGAUGGGACCCACUUUGAAAGUUUUCUUUUCAAAGUGUUGCAGAGGACGGAGAAUGUGUGAAUCACAUUGCUUGACAGUGUGGUAUUGAGAGAUGUGGAGACACUUCUGUCUUUCCAUGGGGGAGAAAAGCAAGAAGAAGAAAAAAAUCAGAAGAAUUCGACUGUGAUUCCAUAUUAAGAUAGAAAAUAAGUGCUAUAAUCAAAAAAGUAAUUACUGCAGCAUUUAAAAUUGGCGUGGAAUGCUGAUUUCUAUGAUAAAUAGUUUGAUAGACAAUGUAAAUGAUUAUCUAAUGAAAAAAGAAAUCGACUGUCAUAGCCAGCCAAAUUUCGGGUUUAAGGAGUUUUACUGUAAUAUUAAAAAUAGAAAUGGAUUUCAAACCAGCACAAACUGUUACGCCUUUCCACUGAUAUCUCAGUUCACAUACCUUUGCUUGCUGUACUACUUCAGUUUCUUGAGUCUUAAAUUCAACUUAACUGUUGUUUCUACUUUUUAAAGGUGUUUGGGUGGGGAUCCAAAACUAGGGAGCAUUAAUAGAAGAUAGUCACUAAUAGGUCCAAUAGGGAAUUCAGGGGAAACUUUACCCAAAGAGUAGUGAGAAUGUGAAACUUGCUACCAUAUGGAGUGGUUGAGGCAAAUAGGACAAGUGCAUUUAAGGAGAAGCUAGGUAAGUGUAUGAGGGAGAAAGGAAUAGAAGAUUAUGCCUAUGGGGUUAGAUGAAGAUGGGUGGAAAAGGGUUCGUGUGGAGCAUAAAAACUGGCAAAGUCUGAAUGGCCUGUUUCUGUGCUGUAAAUUCUAUGUAAUUUUAUGUAAUUAACUAGAAUAUUUAUCACAGUUGUAGAGAAGCAGUACUGUAAUGUUGUCUCAUAUAAUAGUAGAUCUGGUAUCCCACCCAAACCCUGUUGAUAUCAUCCACGCCAUGGAUAUCAUCAGUUAAGUGUGCUCUGUCACAAUGGCCCUGUCCAGACUGAGACCUUAUUGUCAAUAAUGUGAAUUUUCUCCACACAUUGGGAGUGUAUUGUCAAGUAUCUUGUGGUGAGAUCUUUACACAUCAUGGGGUGGAGAGGAGGUUAUGCGUGUUUUAUUGCAUCACAAGGAAAUCUAGUCGAAUAUUCUCUUCUGUAAACUUAUUUUUGUGACCUUUUUAAUUUUAUAAGGAACAAUCGCUUAAACACAACUUUCAUUGUCUUCUGUAAUGUAAUUUUGUACUCAACCAUUGGAAGCACCUCAGUGAAUACAAUGUUUGUUUAAUUCACCUUGUACUUAAACAAAUCAAUCCCAUUAAGAUGUCAUUUAUUUCAUAAUGGAUAAUGACAUUCCAAAUACAAGCAAAAAGUAUGAAAUAAAAUUUAACAGCUCAAAAA
Messenger RNA from Carcharodon carcharias (great white shark), 7363 nucleotides. Its product is annotated as double-stranded RNA-specific editase 1-like. The transcript has 13 exons. Gene Ontology annotation, cellular component: nucleolus; cytoplasm. The record is from RefSeq and is a predicted model, not a curated record. The coding region runs from base 181 to 2559 and encodes 792 amino acids. Gene Ontology annotation, biological process: RNA processing; adenosine to inosine editing. Gene Ontology annotation, molecular function: double-stranded RNA adenosine deaminase activity; tRNA-specific adenosine deaminase activity; double-stranded RNA binding. NCBI's taxonomy places the organism in Eukaryota, Metazoa, Chordata, Chondrichthyes, Lamniformes, Lamnidae.